UGCUCCCCAUCUCAACACAGAGUUCAGUCUGCCACAGAGUUCACAUCGGAGUAUUACUGACCUGCAAUCUUCACUGUGAUCAUACCACAAUGCCCUUUAAGGAGCGGUGCACCUGGAAAAUGCAGUUUCGGUAAAGCCUAUUGGAGGUUGAGUUACUGCGUCUGGUCAUUCAUCAUUGUGAGGAAAGAAGGAAGUCAGCCUCACAGUUGGAGGAAGGACUGCUGAGCUUCCCUCUGAUCAAGUUCUCUCAGUCUGAAAGAUGUCAACUGCCACCGCAGACAGUGUAGGAAGAGGAACCAAACCCUCUAAAGCGUCAAAGGAUCAUAAAAAGCCCACGGCAGCUGCCCUGAAAGGAGCCAUUCAGCUGGGUAUUGGUUAUGCUGUGGGAAACCUCAGCUCUAAACCGGACAGAGAUGUUCUCAUGCAGGACUUCUCUGUGGUGGAGAGCGUGUUCCUGCCCAGUGAGGGCAGCAACCUGACUCCAGCACAUCACUACCCAGAUUUCCGUCUGAAAACGUACGCACCGCUGGCCUUUCGCUACUUCAGAGAGCUGUUUGGCAUCAAGCCAGACGACUACCUGUACUCCAUGUGUAACGAGCCACUGAUCGAGCUGGCCAACCCCGGCGCCAGCAGUUCCUGGUUCUACCUCACCAGUGACGAUGAGUUCAUCAUUAAGACGGUGCAGCACAAAGAGGCCGAGUUCCUGCAGAAGCUGCUUCCUGGUUACUACAUGAAUCUGAAUCAGAAUCCGAGGACGUUGCUGCCCAAGUUCUACGGCCUCUACUGCAUCCAGUGCAGCGGCGUCACCGUCCGCGUGGUGGUGAUGAACAACGUGCUGCCGCGCGCCAUGAAGAUGCACUACAUGUACGACCUGAAGGGUUCCUCGUACAAACGACGCGCCUCGCGCAAAGAGCGCGUCAAAUCCUCGCCCACGUUCAAAGACCUGGACUUCCAGGAGAUGCACGAUGGCCUGCACUUCGACCCGGACACCUACAGUGCCCUGAUGAAGACCCUGCAGAGGGACUGUCGGGUCCUUGAGAGCUUUAAGAUCAUGGACUACAGUCUCCUGCUGGGGAUUCACGUUUCAGACCGGAAGCCGCUGAGCAGAGAAAGCCGAUGUGACAGCAGGAAGGGACAGAAAGUCCUCUACUCCACCGCCCUCGAGUCCAUCCAGGGGAACGCGAAGGCCCCAGAACUGGUGGCUGAUGACGACACAUUGGGUGGAAUUCCUGCCAAAAAUAAAGAUGAGAACCUUCUCAUCUUUUUGGGAAUCAUCGACAUUCUUCAGUCCUACAGGUUCAUCAAGAAGGUGGAACACUCCUGGAAAGCUCUUGUACAUGACGGGGUACGUAACUGCUCAUCUGUGUGUUUUUAUGUCCAUACAACCGCGUUCAUGUGUGUGUGUGUGUAUCUGACGGCAUUCUUUGCUUCUCAGGACACGGUGUCGGUUCACAGGCCCAGUUUUUAUGCGGACAGAUUUUUGAAUUUCAUGGGCUCGACCGUAUUCAAAAAGAUUCAUCCCUUAAGAGGAGCGUCUUCAAGGAGGAAGAAGAAUUCCUUCUAUGUGGCAAAGUCUGCCUCUCAGGAGUUUCUGUCCCCACUGAAGGAAGAGAAGAAGGAUGAGAAGAAGGCCCAGAGCUUGGACAACCUGGAUGGAAACUGUAAGCUUUACAGCUCCUCCAAGCAACCAGAUCUCCUUCCGAGAGUUUCUCUUGAGUCCACAGGAAACGAUGAGGAGGACAUUGAAAACAGUGAAGCCCGGCGAGCCUCCAGUUCAACAAUCGCUCUGGACGAUCCUCUGCCGUCUCUCAGCGAGAGCCAGUCAGACUCUGAACUGGACGUCUAUUUGCGUCACACAGACUCACCCAGGGAACCCAGCUGGAGUUGAACAGUCGUUUGUGUCCCAGCAUCCACAAACUUGAAGAGCCACCUGGACUUCUGACCUUUGACCUCCCAGUCCCACAGUGUCGAGACAUCAGGACCCCACAGCAGUGUAAAUGUGACACAAACUACAAGCAGUAACAUGUUGAUGUCAGUUUCACCACUGUGAGCAUCACCUUGUGCCUCUAUGACUUUCCUUUUUUAGUCAAAGUACAUAUGCCAAAUCACUGGCUCUUGAUUAGAAAUCCCAUGAAUAAGAGAUGGGGAUACAGUUUGUGUUUCUGUGUGUUAAGAUCACUGAACCACUGUAUUACUAUAAAACACUAUGAUGCCGUUUCCUCUCUUGUUAUUUGCACUUUGCUGCUAAUUUAACAGUGCUAACAAAGAAAAUUGAGUUUGACCUCCCCUCUUGGAUGUCUGAAUUGCCGUGCAAAUGUUCUCAGCGGCUGGAUCCCUGAGGAAAUAGAUUGUCUUGUAACUUAAUCAGCUACAGGGGAAAAACUUCUGUUGUUUUUAAAUCAUAUAAUUACAUCGAGUCGAUUUGAGAUCAUUCAGGAGUCAGGAAUCUGAAUGAAAGAUUCUUCUGUUGAGACAUUCAAAUAUGAGUAAAACAGAGUUUAUACCCUGAUAAACUUUAUGUGUAACUCAUUUUAGAAUCCCAAUUUGCAUAAAACAAUAAAUUAAUAUUACAAUAGACAAUUAUUAAUUUGUUCUAUUUUCAAGUAUGUAGAAUCCGCUGCGUUCCUGUGUCAUUACUAGAGAAUGAACAUUUCAUCUUCACUGGGAUUUAUUAAAACUAAUGCCUGCUUUCAACUGUUUUGAAUCCUGGAGGUAAAUAAUGACCAUAUUGUACUUUUAUCAACUGUCUUCUUUUUGCCUUCAAAUGUUUGUAAAUCUAUGCUUUUAUGUGAUUUAUAGGCCCACAACUGUAUUAUAGCAAUAUUUUGAACUUGUAUCUGUGAAAUAAAUUCAUAAAUUAUGUUCCUAUAUCUUCACUC
Messenger RNA from Anarrhichthys ocellatus (wolf-eel), 2879 nucleotides. It is a transcript of the gene pip5k1ba, whose product is annotated as phosphatidylinositol-4-phosphate 5-kinase, type I, beta a. Gene Ontology annotation, biological process: phosphatidylinositol phosphate biosynthetic process. Gene Ontology annotation, cellular component: plasma membrane. The transcript is spliced from 14 exons. NCBI's taxonomy places the organism in Eukaryota, Metazoa, Chordata, Actinopteri, Perciformes, Anarhichadidae. Gene Ontology annotation, molecular function: 1-phosphatidylinositol-4-phosphate 5-kinase activity. The record is from RefSeq and is a predicted model, not a curated record. Bases 260 to 1888 code for a protein of 542 amino acids.